AUGCUGCUGAUCAGAACCAGCAGGAGCGGAUUCUGCACCCUUCAGAAAACAUACUGGUAUGGGAAAAUGUUGAGGACCUACCCUGCAGUAUGCUUGGCUUGGCAACCCUACUGCUCCCAUGGCACUUGGAACUGUGCUGGAGGCACUAGACGCAGGCUUAUGGCAGCCGCUGGUGCUGCCCUGGGAAUGGGCACCAUCUUGGCCUAUGCAGACCACCAUCGACAGGCCACUGAGGUCGACCCCCCACCUGACCCACCAUUUCCGGUCUUCACACGGCAGGAAGUGGCCCGCCACCACAGCGAGGCGGAUCGAGUAUGGGUGACGUACGGCAGCGAUGUGUUCGAUGUCACAGAUUUCUUAGAGUUGCAUCCUGGGGGGAAAAGCAAAAUUCUUCUGGCGGCGGGAGGUGCAUUGGAACCCUUCUGGGCUCUCUACGCCAUGCAUAAACAGGAACAUGUGCUGGAGCUUCUGCAGGGGUACAAAGUUGGGGAGCUGAGUCCAGAGGAGCCUCCCCAGCCGACCCCGGGAGAUCCGUAUGCUGAGGAUCCUCCACGACAUCCUGGCCUUAAAAUCAACACUUUGAAGCCCUUCAAUGCAGAACCCCCUUCAGAGCUGCUCGGAGAGAACUAUCUGACUCCCAACCAGCUCUUCUUCAAACGCAACCACCUUCCUGUUCCAAUGGUGGACGCAGCUACUUACCGGUUGCAUGUACAGAAUACCUGUGGCCGGACGCUGUCUCUUUCUCUUCAGGACUUGAAAAGAAAUUUUCCUAAGCACAAAGUGACCGCCACGGUGCAGUGUGCUGGCAAUCGCCGUGAGGAGAUGAACGCUCUCCAGAACACCAACCGGCUAGGAUGGGGCAUUGGGGCUAUUAGCACAGCAUGCUGGGGUGGCGCCCGCCUUCAGGAUGUCCUGCUGCAUGCUGGGUAUAAGCCAGGCGACGAGGGCCAUGUCAGCUUUGAAGGGCUGGACAAAGAUCAGAGCGGUACCGUUUACGGUGCCUCCAUCCCUUUUAAGAAAGCGAUGGACCCCGAAGGGGACGUCCUCCUGGCUUAUGAGAUGAAUGGGGAGGAACUGCCUCGGGAUCACGGGUUCCCUCUCCGAGUAGUCGUGCCAGGGAUAGUGGGUGCUCGAAAUGUCAAGUGGCUGGCCCGUAUUUCGGUGGGCCCAGAGGAAAGCAAAAGUCACUGGCAGCAGAAGGAUUAUAAAGGAUUCUCUCCUUCUGAGACAUGGGACACGGUGGACUUUUCCAAGGCCCCUGCCAUCCAAGAGUUGCCGGUCCAGUCAGCCAUCACUGAGCCCUGCCCUAAUGCCUCUGUCACCCCUGGUGAACUCACGGUGAAAGGCUAUGCUUGGAGUGGAGGUGGGCAGAGUGUCAUCCGUGUGGACGUCUCGCUGGAUGGUGGAAAGAGCUGGCACGAGGCAAAGCUGAUUGGGGAGAAGCAGGCGCCUGGCCGAGCCUGGGCGUGGAAGCUGUGGGAGCUGAAGGCUUUUGUGCCUCCCGGUACCAAGGAGCUGAACAUUGUCUGCAAGGCUGUGGACAGCAGCUACAACCAGCAGCCUGAUGCCGUUAGACCCAUCUGGAACAUUUUGGGAGUGCUCAACAAUGCGUGGCAUCGGGUACAUGUCUCUGUUGGUGAGGACUAA
Molecule: messenger RNA, 1647 nt
Organism: Euleptes europaea (tarantolino)
Lineage: Eukaryota; Metazoa; Chordata; Lepidosauria; Squamata; Sphaerodactylidae
Gene: SUOX
Product: sulfite oxidase
Exons: 3
Coding region: 1-1647 (548 amino acids)
Cellular component (GO): mitochondrion
Molecular function (GO): molybdenum ion binding; heme binding; oxidoreductase activity
Source: RefSeq, a predicted model, not a curated record